AUGGCAUCAUUCACCCUUUUCACCUCCCUCCCAAAAUUUCUCCCUGCUGGUGCAUCAUUUGCAAGGGCUCAUCCUUGGAAUUCUAGAGUCUUUGCAGCAGCUGCCCCAAGAUCUAUCCAAGUUCCAAAGUCACAUAACGAUGAUGGUUCAAUCACUACCGAUGGAAUCAAACAAGGAGGAGGAGUCAAUGAAACCGUUAACAACAGUUUGAACGAAACACAGCAUGAAAAGGCUUAUUCCACUUCAGAACAUGUUGUUGACAAAACAAAAGAUGCUGCUAAUAAGGCUUCGGCGGCAACACAAAACAUAGCUGAGAAAGCAAAGCAGACAAUGCAAGAUGCAUGGGAUUCAACUAAGAACACAGCUAAUAGAGCUGCAGACACUGUGUUGGGAAAGGCUCAACAAUCUUGUGACUCAACUAAGAGCAAUGCCAAUAGGGCUGCAGACACUGUGUUGGGAAAGGCUCAACAAUCUUGUGACUCAACUAAGAGCAAUGCCAAUAGGGCUGCUGACACUGUCGUCGAAAAAACUAAGGAAUCUGCUGAAUAUGUCAAAGAUAAUGCAGAGGCAGUGAAGAGGAACAUGAACAAAAAGAAUUGA
Lathyrus sativus (Indian pea) is the source of this 600-nucleotide messenger RNA. The record is from the annotation of a GenBank genome assembly. Lineage: Eukaryota; Viridiplantae; Streptophyta; Magnoliopsida; Fabales; Fabaceae.